Arachis stenosperma is the source of this 1060-nucleotide messenger RNA. RefSeq names its product ATP-dependent Clp protease proteolytic subunit. The coding region runs from base 98 to 697 and encodes 199 amino acids. Gene Ontology annotation, molecular function: ATP-dependent peptidase activity; ATPase binding; serine-type endopeptidase activity. NCBI's taxonomy places the organism in Eukaryota, Viridiplantae, Streptophyta, Magnoliopsida, Fabales, Fabaceae. Gene Ontology annotation, biological process: protein quality control for misfolded or incompletely synthesized proteins. The record is from RefSeq and is a predicted model, not a curated record. The transcript has 3 exons. Gene Ontology annotation, cellular component: endopeptidase Clp complex.
AAUAUGAUAAAAUAAAGAAAAAUCAAUUUUUAGACAAUAAACCUUUACGUUUCCACAUCAAAGUUACAUAUAUUACUUCAUUUUUGUUUUCCAUUUUAUGCCUAUUGGUGUUCCAAAAGUUCCCUUUCGAAGUCCUGGAGAGGAAGAUGCAUCUUGGGUUGACAUAUACAACCGACUUUAUAGAGAAAGACUACUUUUUUUAGGCCAAGAGGUUGAUAGUGAAAUAUCGAAUCAACUUAUUGGCCUUAUAAUAUACCUUAGUAUGGAGGACGAGAACAAAGAUUUGUAUCUGUUUAUAAAUUCUCCGGGCGGAUGGGUAAUACCCGGAAUAGCAAUUUAUGAUACUAUGCAAUUUGUACGACCCGCUGUACAGACAGUAUGCAUGGGAUUAGCUGCUUCAAUGGGAUCUUUUCUUUUGGCAGGAGGAGAAAUUACCAAACGUCUAGCAUUCCCUCACGCUUGGAUUAGGGUAAUGAUCCAUCAACCCGCUAGUUCUUUUUAUGAAGCACAAACGGGAGAAUUUAUCCUGGAAGCAGAAGAACUACUAAAGCUGCGCGAAACUAUCACAAGAGUUUAUGUACAAAGAACGGGCAAACCUGUAUGGCUUGUAUCCGAAGACAUGGAAAGGGAUGCUUUUAUGUCAGCAGCAGAAGCUCAAGCCCACGGAAUUGUUGAUCUUGUCGCGGUUGCGAAUUAGCAGCAAUGAUUCCGCGCAAAUGCACGAUUUUCUAUUUUUUUUUUUAUUCAUCUAAUCUUCUUAUUAUCUUAUCGGAUUUCUUAUAACUUAUAAUAUUUAUAUAAAAAAUUUCUAUUAAUUAAUUUUUAACUGAUUUUUAAACAUCGGGUUAAGAUUGAUCUAAACCAACUCAGUAUGUAUACGACUCACCAUGCCAACUAUGAAACAACUUAUUAGAAACACAAGACAGCCAAUCCGAAAUGUCACAAAAUCCCCCGCUCUUCGGGGAUGUCCUCAGCGCCGAGGAACCUGUACUAGGGUGUAUGUGCGACUCGUUCAGAUCAUAGACUAAGACAAAAAAAAAAAAGGAAAAAAGAUUUUCCA